Messenger RNA from Solanum stenotomum, 510 nucleotides. Its product is annotated as E3 ubiquitin-protein ligase RHA2A-like. The transcript has a single exon. The record is from RefSeq and is a predicted model, not a curated record. Bases 1 to 510 code for a protein of 169 amino acids. Gene Ontology annotation, molecular function: ubiquitin protein ligase activity. NCBI's taxonomy places the organism in Eukaryota, Viridiplantae, Streptophyta, Magnoliopsida, Solanales, Solanaceae. Gene Ontology annotation, biological process: protein ubiquitination.
AUGGGAUUACAAAACCAGCUUAGUGACAUUUCUACUGAAUCAAUUCCAAUAUUAAUGAUAACCCUUUUUGCUAAUUCUCUUAAUUAUCUCCGUUCCUUAAUCUACACUUUCCUUCAAUUUUUUGGCAUCUCUUCUUCCCGAUUUACCCCUCAUCAAAUCGACGAUUCGUUCUGUGAAGCGGUCGGGUCCGGUUUAACCGGCGUUAUUUACCUCGCCGAUCAGCUUAAUCUGAACCGGUUGCUAUCUUAUCAUCAUCAACAGCAAAAUGAUGAAAAAACCGGUGCCGAUUCAAGUACCUGUGUGGUUUGCUUGAACCGGUUGGGUGAUGGUGACCGGGUGCGCAAGUUAGCAUGCCGGCACGUGUUUCACACGGAGUGUUUAGAUGGGUGGUUCAAUACGCUAAAUUUCAACUGUCCACUUUGCCGGUCUACUUCGGUCUCCGGUGAGCGCGUGGUGAGAGCGCGGCGGCGCGUUGCUGGGGAUUUACUUGCUUGGUUCUCGUUGAACUGA